GGAAAACCACACAAAGAAGACUGUAAACGGAAGUGAACACAAGAACAAUUUCUGUUUGCGUUUUUGUUGUUAUUUAGAUGUUUAUUAACACCCUGGAAUUCAAAAUAUUAAUAAUUUAACUUUAUAGCAUCACAUACUUACGACAUGUAGUCUUUAAUUCGCGUUGGAGACAGGACUUGGUUGAUAAGUGUUAUCUAGGUUACGCUAGCUGGCUGCUAACGUUAGCUUACAAUGGCUAACUGUAUGGUUUUUCACACUCAAAUAGCCUCCAUUAUGGAGGUGCUAGCGAAUGCAGCCGUGUCAGAGAUCUGUAAACUCGUAGACGACGACUAUGCAGUGUUUCGUUUGGAAAUAACUCAAAGCCAGAAAGAAAACAGGGCAUUGCGGAGGAGACUACAGCUACUAGAACUGAAGGUGGCACGGGAGCGUGUCCUCGCCAUUCGACCCAGUAGUGUCAAAAUCCUCGAUAAAUACAGAGGAAUGGCAAGAGGUGAAGGACAUCUCACCGGAGGCCACAGGAGCUUUGUGAAACCAGCGGGACACAAUACAUGGAGAGAUGACCAACCAAUCACUGUUGAUGAGGGGAGUGGAACCUCAACCCAGCAUGUUAUCGUGAUAGAGUCUGCAGAUGCAGAGCCUGCAGGUCCUGGGGUCAAGCUGGAGAGGUCUGACGGAGAGGAGGACCUACGGCACAGCAGAGACAUCCAGACUGGUGCGGCUAGAGAGCCCCCUGUAGCCACAGAGGUCCCCACCACUGCCUCAGUGCGGCCCAGGACCCGACGAAGCAUCACGGAGGAGGAGGAGGGUCUGGGGAACCCUGAGGGGACCAUGGUCAUGGAGGACAACCAGACUACACCUCCUCCAGAACCCACAGAGGAACCAGCUGAGCAACACAGGACCACACACAGUAUCACUGAGUCAGUAGACAUGGAGGAUGGGAAGCCUGAUCUGCUGUUAGUCAAAGAGGAGACAAUAGAAGACGGACCAGAGAGCAUUGAUCUGCAGAGUGAACUAAAGAUGGGGGAGCAAGGUGGUUGGCUGGAGGCUAACAGAGAUUGGGCGGUCAUCUUGGAUUCCCAGAACCAGACGGGUGCAGUUAAGGGCCCAGGGGACAACAUCACCAAGCAGGCCAGGACCAGAGGCGACAUAGUGGAGUCUGCAGUCCAUGAUGACCUUCUGAUAUCCGGUGUUGCUGGUGGAAGAGACUGGACCUCUGAGGCGGCUGGUCACAAACCCUGGCCCUGGAUCAGAACCCUGGAUCAGGAGCCAUUGCUCUUCCUUCCCGAUUCGAAACCAGGACCCAAACACGAGGAACAGAGACUCCACCACCACAUAGAACACAACCAGUGGACAGGUGGACUGAACAACCUCAGUCCUGGUGGUCAUCAGAGAGACAGAGGCUCCAGUCAGGGAUCCAGUCUGCAGCCCAGACCCUUCUCUUCACAGUCUCAGUGCAGGGAUGGAGCAGGGCCUGGGGCUGAUAGAGAUAAACCCUCCUGUUCCUAUGAUACAAACACCACAGUAUCCAUGAUGAACAGAGCAGGUCACCCUGGGCUUCAGCCUUCAGAGAGAGUGGUGGGAGACCCAUCUGGUGGUAGUCUAUCAGCAAGUCUGUCUUCUCCUUCAGGGUCUCAUCUAAUGCCUGGUGACUGGGUUCAUAGAAGGUCUGGACCUGGGUCUAGCCUUCCUCAGUUACCUCAGGUUUACCCCACCAAUACAGACACGGUCAGGAUGGGCAUUCACCACAGGAGGUACCUAGCCUACAACACAGAACACAAUCCCAACAACACCCAAACAAUGGCUAGAGGUCAAGGAGGGAGCUCAAAGACUAACCACCUGACGGUGGUGGCUCCUGCGUCUCCCUCCUCUGGUGUUAUUGGCUCACAACGUGGGAGGCCAAGCGUUAGGUCGGAUGCAGACAAGCCGCAUGCAUGCCCCACAUGUGGGAAGCGUUUCACUGAGGCAAACUAUGUGAAGAGGCACCAGACCGUUCACACCAAGGAGAGGCCCUUCAAGUGCAAACUGUGUUACAAGAGCUUUGCCUUCCUGAGUAACCUUAUCAGACAUAGGAGUGUUCACAAUGAGAAGAAAUCGUAGCAGUGUGGCUUGAGAUGUAUAAAAGGGGAUAUCUGGGAACCAUUUUUUAGCUGACAUAAUAUAAUUAUCAUGUGAAGUGUCAUGGAGGUUAAUUAAUCACAUACCCCUCAACCCUUUGUUAACUGUAUCACCUGUUUUUAGAGAGACAGUAAACCUAGGCAAGAACAAGGACAGUUGAAUAUUUACCUUACUGAGGUGAUGUAGAUGGGAUAAAGUCGUUCUAUUAUUUUCUACUCUAUUCUUGCUAACACACUGUUCUUUCUAAACAAGUCUGCUCUCAGCUUGAAAUAUACUGAUCAUAGGAGAUUUGAUGUGAGAUGUAAUAAGCAGUACCGUAUUUCAAAGAAUAGUGCGCAUACCUUUUUCGUUUAACCACCCCCUUUGAGCUAUGACGCCAGCCAAAAAAGACCCUCUUCUUCAGUGUAAACGGAAUCGCUGUGUGUAUUAACUGUAGGGGUAGCCAUGUUGCUGGAGAUCAGAAGUGUCCAGUGAGAGAAUGGCAGGUUGAGGUUGCCAGAGUCAGUGUAGUACAGAAGGUGUCGUAUGCUAAGGUAGUGAAGAGAGUAGUAGAGGAAGAUCCAAAGAGGUUCCCUAUGAGUAGGCCGAAGUUAAUAGAGAAUCAAUAGAGAGUGAUAGGAAUAACUUGUGCUUCAGUUAGCUUGGCUUCUUAGUGUUUAUUGAAAUGGAAUCUAAAUCACAGAAAAUAUAUUUUGUGUCAGCUGCAGAGAAGAAGUUUACGUGAUUUUACUGCAGAAGAUUUACAAGGUGUGUUGAACGAUAGUGUCCCGUCCUCCCAGGCAGCCGGUCUGGUAUAGAAUCAGAUGGGGCCAAAGUGGUGGAAUAGUGAAGUUUAUUGGUUUUAGGUUAUUUAUUUUCAUUUUAUUUAUAAAUAUGAAGUUUAAUUUUUUUUUAUUAUUAAACAGUAACAUACAAAAAAACAGAACAGCCAGAGGGAUUACACAAAUAAAUAAUGAUACAAAUCCACAUUAUAUCAAAUCAAAUACAGACAUGUACCGAAUAUAUUGACAUUUUGUUUGGCAUACGUUUGAAUGAUUCUAAAUAUUUUUCCAAGUCAGAUUUUUAACAAUUGGCCUUUUUCUUCAUAAAUGUUGAAUUUGUAUGAAAAAUAUUCCUAAUAAAAUAGAGAUUUAUGACAUACUGACGUUCAAUUGUGGAAUCAGUGUAGUAAAAUAAUGUCAAACUUAGAUAUUUCAAUGGUUGUAUGCAUUUUGUUGCCAAGAUAUAGUUUUACAUCAGUCCAGAACACCUCACUAUGUAAACAAUUACUAAAAAAGUGUUCAAUAUAUUCAGUUUAUUGUUCACAGAAACUGCAUUCAAUGGUAACAUUAGGUAUAUAUUUAGAAAUCAGGCUAUUACAUGGGUAGAAUCUAUGGAUAAUCUUAAAGGAGAUCACCUUUACUUUAUUGGUCACCAUAAAUUUGUGUGGAGUGAGCCAAGUACGGCGCCAGUUUACAUCAAACGAUGAAGCCCAACAAAAUAUAGCAAGAAGGAAUAGAUUUCCUGUAGAAAAUAUCCCUUAAUAAAUGAUUGUUGAAUUUCUUAUCUAGUGAACUUAUGCCAUUCACCUGGAUAUUGCUUACAAUAGAUGUUUCAAAAUAUGCAUUAUUCUGAAGUAAAGAUUUUAUCCCACUAGGUAUAGCUUUUA
Messenger RNA from Salmo salar (Atlantic salmon), 3763 nucleotides. RefSeq lists its product as uncharacterized. The record is from RefSeq and is a predicted model, not a curated record. Gene Ontology annotation, biological process: regulation of gene expression. Gene Ontology annotation, cellular component: nucleus. Lineage: Eukaryota; Metazoa; Chordata; Actinopteri; Salmoniformes; Salmonidae.